This is a messenger RNA of Closterium sp. Naga37s-1, 3828 nucleotides long. The record is from the annotation of a GenBank genome assembly. NCBI's taxonomy places the organism in Eukaryota, Viridiplantae, Streptophyta, Zygnematophyceae, Desmidiales, Closteriaceae.
AUGCCCGUUCUGCACCAUCAGCAGUUCCACCAUGUUAGCAUGGCGCAAUCUGCUCAAGCAGCAGCGGCAGCCGCUGCUGCAGCUGUAGCUGCUGCAACCGCGUCCGGAUUCCCCCCCCAACGAGGCGAUCAGCAGCCGGAUCAAGAUCAGGACCAGCAGGGAGAGCAGGAGAGGCAUCAGGAUCAGCAAGAGCAGCGGCAGCAGGACCCGAACCAGCCGCGCCAGUUGAGGCCGGGGUCCCCGCAGCAAGGCGGAGCGAUGCAAACUGCGGAUCCGCAACAACAGGCGCAGCAGGCGCAGCAAGCGCUGCAGAAGCGCAAGGGUCCAGGCGAUCCCGCGGCGGGGUCCGCGCUUCACGCCUGCAGCGCGCCGACGGAUCUGGCCGGAAACCCGUUGCGCCGAACGCUGUGGAUUCGCUUCAAGCACGGACGGCCGACAGAGGUGGAGCUGGAAGAGGACGAGCUGCACAUCGACCACCUGAAGAAACGCCUGAAGCUGCUGUUUCCGAAGAUGCUGGGCCACGUGGAAGUGUUUGAGUUUUCAAUAAGGCACUCUGCUGCGGAUCAUGGUUGCGUACCCGAGGAUUUCCCGUUGGAUCACCUGCGGGAGGGGAAUCGCGCUGCUGCUCCACUACUCGUCGAUGCGCCGGAGCCAACUCCCAACCUUGCAUCUGCUGCCCUGGUUGCAGUGGCUCCGCCGGUGUGCCUCGACCCUGCAGCAGGUCCGGGGGGAGUGAACCUCUCAUACGUGGUGGACGGCGGCCGCGACGACGCGUUUGGUGCUAUGGGCGCGGUACCAGGCUCGCUCGCGGGGAAGGGGAUAGGCAUGGGCCCAGGCGGGAUGGGCGGGGGCGGCAUGCACUGCGAUCCUGACGAUAUGCGGCAGCUGUUUCACCCAGAAGCAGCACCGCCGCCCCCAGCAGAAGUCAAGGUCGGAGGGAGGAAACGGAAAAACGCUGCUGGGGGUGGAGCGGGGGGCGCGGGAGGAGCUGGGGGAUCAGGUGGUAUGGCGCAUCUUGGGGCCAACGGGCUGACGGAGAUUUCUCCGAAUAGUCGCAGUAAGAAGGCAGCGGAUGGGCUACACAAGGGGCAGAGCAUCAUCAUGCGUUACAACAACGAGGACGUGGCCAAGGCUCGCAUUGUCUCGUGUGAACGGAGUGGGUUCUGCAAGGUGCGACUGCACAGCCUGAUAACAGACGGCAGCACGCUGCUGUAUGAGAACAGCCUGCCUUCCGGCCUGCGCAUCCCCCUCACAAUGCCUGCGCAUGCCGCAACAUGCUUCGCCCCUUCCGCGUCUCUCCUCUGCGCACAUGCCGCCACUGCUCCGCGGUUCCACGGCGCGCGGAUAAUGGCGUCCGCGGCCUAUGCUAACUGGGCCAGCUUCCCCGCCGCCGCGGCUCUCUCUUUCCCCGCCGAUGCUGCGCGCGCGGGCUGGGUGCGUGGAUUCGGCAGCUCCGCGGGGGCCUCCGUUGCGCCGAGGCGGAAAGAGCGGCUGCGGAUAGUCGAUAAGACCGGCGGAGAGGCCAAUAAGGCGCUGGGAAUUAGAGAGAAGAAGAAGAAGAAAAAGAAGAAGACCGGGAAAGCGGACGAGAAAAAAACGGGGAAGUACUACGGGGAAGGGUUCGGGACGACGGGAGUUCCGCUUGCGCGGAGGUGGGGGGAUUACGACAAGCGCCAAUGGGAGGAUCCGGAGGGGUGGCGGGGGGGGAUCUUAGGCCGCCCGGAGAUCUCCGGGAACCGCGCGAAACCGGUGGACUCGGCGAUAAUGAGGGUUUAUAAGAAUUGGGGGCGGCUCGAGGAUGGGCUCUCGCAGUUGAAAGCGCUGCAGCGGGGGGGCGGGGAGGGAGAUUCGCGGAGGGGGAAGGUGGGGAGUGGGCGAGCAGUUGCGGAGUGGGGAGGGGGAAGGGGAGGAGGGGGAGGGGGAGGGGGAGGAAGUCGUUAUAAGAAGAAGGCUGGAGAAUUUAGCUGGAAGCCUGAUUCGAACGAUUUGCACGGCGCUCGCGGUGUUGGGGGGAAGGACGAUGAUAGAGAGGAGGAGGGGCGGAGAGGUGAUUGGCGGGAGGGCGGGCGGAGGGAGGGUGGCGAAAGGGGAAGAGAGGAGUGGGGGGAGAGGGGGUUGCGGGGAGAGAGGAGCGAGAGGGGCGGUGGGGGUGCGUGGGGCGGCGGCGGCGGUGGCCGGGGAAGCGGCGGCGGCUGGGGGAGCGAGGGGCGGGAGCGGAACAGGGAGUGGGGUGGGCGGAAGGAGUAUGGGGGAGAGCGGGAGUUCGGGGGGGAUAAUAAACAGGCGAGGCAGUAUGAGGGCGGAGGGGAAUCAGGGGGGAGAAGGGAAUAUGGCGGAAGAAAGGAGUAUGGCGGAGGAAGGGGGGGAAGGGAGGCGGGGGAAGCAACAGGGGGAAGGUCCCCGCGCAGUGAGUCCGGGAGACGGUCUUGGGAUGACGUGGAUAGUGCCCGUAGUGACGAGGACGCUGACGUCAUGGCGUUCUGGUCCAACGUGGACGUGGACAGCCCCCCUGGCGUUGCGCGGAAAGGCGUAGAUCAGGGGGCGGGGCGGGGGAGGGUGGGGGGAGACGCGGGGCGGGGAAGGGGCGGAGAAAGCGGAGGCGAGAGGGGGGCAGGGAGGGGAGGGGAAGGAAAGGGUUGGUCGCGGGACUAUGCAGCUAUGGAGUGGGGAGAGGGGCAAGGGGGAGCGGCAGGCGGAGAGGUAGGGGGAGAGGCCGAGGGAAGGGCGGAAGGGGGAGCCGGGCGCGGAAGGGGCAUGCUUCCGCGCAGCAGCGCGCCUGGCGCUGGAGAAAGGGGAAGAUGGGGGGGUGCGGAAGGCAGGGUGGAUGCGUUCGGGGUAGAUGACUGGCGGGGAAGGGCAGUCGGGGGAGCCCCGCGGCCGGUGAUGAGGGGAGGGGCGCAGGGGCGCGCAGAUGGCGGAAUGGACAGGGGGGGAUGGGGGGACCGGGGAGAAUUCGGCUUGCGGAACGCGCAGGGCGCAGGGAGGGGGAGGGGGGGCGGCGGACAGUGGGGGAGAGGGGGCGAUGGGGGGGAAAUGAGCGGUCCCAGCGGGCGGUUCAGUGAUGCUGAGGAGGAGAGUGACAAUGAUAACAAUGACGGAUAUGGUGCCAAUGAGGGCGAUGACGGGGAUGAGGGCGAGUACGGCAGGUAUUCCGAUUGGGAUAACAGCAACAGCAGCUGGGGGACCCCGUCUCUCACUCCUUCCGCUCUCCGCGGAGAGCCCAUCUACGGCGUCUCGCCCGUGCUCGCCGCGCUCCUUUCCUCCCGCCGCCGCAUCCACACGCUCUACACGCAGGAAGGGCUGCAGGACGGGCUGAAAGGCGGGGGCAAGCGCAAGGACAAGGCCGCAGUCGAGCGCGUGCUGCGCGUGGCGGAACAGAGCGGUGUAGAGCGGUUGUCGGUGAGCAAGCAUGAGUUGAACCUGCUGUCGGGGAACCGGCCGCACCAGGGUCUGGUGUUGGAUGCGUCGGGGUUGCAGCUAGAGCCCAUAGAGGCGCUUCCGGUGUGGUCAGUUGGUGCGGCGGCAUGCGCUGCUGCUGUGGGUGGUGCGGGCGCAGGAGAAGCAGGGGCGGCGGCAGAGGCGGCGGCAGGGGCGGCGGGGGCGGCAGUGGCGCCGCCGGUGUGGGUGGCGCUGGACGAGGUGACGGAUCCUCAAAAUCUGGGGGCGAUUCUGCGGUCGGCACACUUCCUCGGGGCGGCCGGCGUGGUGGUGUGCGCUAAGAACUCCGCCCCGCUCUCUGCUGUCGUGUCCAAGGCCAGUGCGGGCGCGCUCGAGAUCAUGCAGGUACAUCAUGCGCUCGAGAUCAUUUUACUGGUCAGAGCAGAGUGA